AUGCCAAGAAAUGCAGAAGUUCAUAUAUGGCACGGGAAAUACCCUGUUGCAGGAAUAUGCAAAAAUAGAAAACACCGAUUGGUGGGACUUCAAGAGGGACAUACUACUUAUCUCCACGAUUUGAGUGACUUUUAUGAAAUCACCGAAAUAAAAGUUAAUGAAGAGGUUGUUCAUCACUGCAAAGUUACUGAUUUUCAGUUUGGAGGUGAUGGGGAGCUGGAUCCUCUAUGCAAACUAAUUGUAGAUAAAGUCAAUACUGCAUAUUAA
Messenger RNA from Schistosoma intercalatum, 267 nucleotides. NCBI's taxonomy places the organism in Eukaryota, Metazoa, Platyhelminthes, Trematoda, Strigeidida, Schistosomatidae. The record is from the annotation of a GenBank genome assembly.